This is a messenger RNA of Leptosia nina, 423 nucleotides long. Lineage: Eukaryota; Metazoa; Arthropoda; Insecta; Lepidoptera; Pieridae. The record is from the annotation of a GenBank genome assembly.
AUGUUAAUGGUUAGCAAACCCAAAGCCAACACCGCACAAUAUGCUCACUACGUUUUCAACACACUAGACCAAGAUAGGAGUGGACUGUUAAGUUUUGAAGAAUUUGUAACAGGGCUAUCAGUUUUAUCGAGAGGCACCUUAGAAGAGAAGUUACGAUGGACAUUUUCAUUGUACGACAUAAACGGUGACGGCUACAUAACAAAAGAGGAGAUGACAGAAAUCGUCACCGCUAUAUACGACCUCAUGGGUAAAAUUGUGGAGCCUAUGAUCGACGACGACGCUAUUCGAGAAAAAGUGGAAAGGCUGUUUCAAAAAAUGGAUCUAAAUCGCGACGGCGUUCUUACUUUGGAUGAGUUCCUCGACUGCUGCCUGCGUGACGAAGACAUAACACGUUCUAUGGGGGUUUUCGACAGUAAUUUCUGA